This is a messenger RNA of Macrobrachium nipponense, 5104 nucleotides long. RefSeq names its product alanine--tRNA ligase, cytoplasmic-like (gene AlaRS). The record is from RefSeq and is a predicted model, not a curated record. Gene Ontology annotation, molecular function: aminoacyl-tRNA deacylase activity; nucleic acid binding; alanine-tRNA ligase activity. Gene Ontology annotation, biological process: alanyl-tRNA aminoacylation. Bases 198 to 3806 code for a protein of 1202 amino acids. The transcript is spliced from 2 exons. Gene Ontology annotation, cellular component: cytoplasm; mitochondrion. Lineage: Eukaryota; Metazoa; Arthropoda; Malacostraca; Decapoda; Palaemonidae.
UUUUGAUACCGUAGUACGUGAUCUAGUUAUAUACGAUAUCUGUGGGAGAAGAAAAAAAAUAAACCUGCAGGCCGUAUUUCUUCUUCACUUCCCGGCAACAACACGCUGCUGCUGCUGCUGCGGCUCUCUCUUUGACAGCUCUACAUUCUUUAGGUAUAACGUGUGCCGAGUGACAGCUCCAUCUUAAAUCGGAGAAGAUGAAGGCAUCAGAAGUAAGGGAGGUCUUCAUGGACUUCUUCAUAAAGAAGCACAACCACACCUAUCAACACAGUUCCCCAACAAUUCCUCAUGAUGAUCCUACACUGCUUUUUGCAAAUGCUGGCAUGAACCAGUUCAAACCUAUCUUUGUUGGCACAGUAGAUCCAAGUAGCGAUAUGGCCAAUCUGGUAAGGGCAGUGAACUCACAGAAAUGCAUCCGUGCAGGUGGUAAGCAUAAUGAUUUAGAUGAUGUUGGUAAAGAUACAUACCACCACACUUUCUUUGAAAUGUUGGGUAAUUGGUCUUUUGGUGAUUAUUUCAAGAAGGAAGUAUGUUGUUGGGCUUGGGAUCUCCUUGUAAAUGUCUACAAAUUGCCAGCUGAUCGCUUGUAUGUCACAUAUUUUGAAGGCAACCCAGCUGUCGGUUUAGAACCUGAUUUAGAAUGUAAGCAAAUCUGGUUGGAUUUAGGUUUGCCAGAAGAUCGUAUACUGCCUGGUGAUAUGAAGGAUAACUUUUGGGAAAUGGGUGACACUGGCCCUUGUGGACCUUGCUCAGAGAUUCAUUUUGAUCGAAUUGGUGGACGGCAUGCUGCCCACCUGGUGAAUAAAGAUGAUCCUGAUGUCCUGGAAAUCUGGAAUCUUGUGUUUAUGCAGUUUAAUAGGGAAAGUGAUGGGUCCCUCAAAUCUUUGCCAAAGAAACAUAUUGACUGUGGCAUGGGUUUGGAACGCCUUGUGUCAAUUUUGCAAAACAAGAGUUCUAAUUAUGACACAGAUCUUUUCACUCCAAUUUUUGAUGCCAUCCAAAAACUCUCAGGUGCUAGACCAUAUGCUGGAAAACUGGGAAGGGAAGACCAUGGUGGCAUUGAUAUGGCAUACAGAGUUCUUGCUGAUCAUAGUAGAACCUUAACUAUUGCACUAUCUGAUGGAGGCAUGCCUGACAAUGUUGGAAGAGGCUAUGUACUGCGUAGAAUUUUAAGAAGAGCUGUUCGCUAUGCUACAGAAAAGCUGAAAAUGAAGCCUGGAAUGUUUGCUUCUCUUGUUGACGUUGUUGUAGAGAUACUUCAUGAUGCUUUUCCAGAAGUGGCUAAGGAUCCAGAAUUUAUUAAAAGUGUUAUAAAUGAGGAGGAGCUGCAGUUCUUGAAGACCUUGGAUCGUGGUCAGAAACUAUUAAAACGAACCAUUGUGAAACUAGGAGGUUGCAGGGAAAUCCCUGGAGAUGUAGCAUGGAGACUCUAUGAUACAUAUGGCUUUCCUGUAGAUCUCACUUUGUUGAUGGCAGAAGAACAGGGCCUAACAGUUGACAUGGCAAGUUUUGAAGUUAAUAAGAAAGAAGCUCAAGAAAAGUCCAGAGGGGAAAAUAAAGACAAAGAUAACUCUUUCAGGUUAGAUGUUCAUGCAAUUGAAGAUUUAAAAGGAAGAAAUGUUUCGUUUACUGACGAUUCAUUCAAGCACACUUACAGUUCUAGUAAUGAUUUUGACUCCAAAUAUAGCUUUACAACUCUCAAGGGCAAAAUUGUUGCUAUAAGAUAUAAUAAUAAUUUUGUUGAAUCUGUGUGUUCGGGUAAUAGAUGUGGCAUAAUAUUAGACAAGACAAAUUUUUAUGCUGAGAGUGGUGGACAGAUGUAUGAUGAAGGGUUUAUGGUAAAAGUCGGUGAUGAAGAGUCAGAAUUCAAGAUUGAGUCGGUUGAAGUGAAAGGUGGCUAUGUUUGUCACAUUGGUGUUGUGGAGGGUGCCUUGAAACUUGGAGAUGAAAUGAGUUUAAGUAUUGACAUGGAACGUAGAAAAUUGUUGAUGAAUAAUCACACUGGCACUCACAUACUCAAUUUUGCUCUAAGACAAGUUCUCUCAGCUGAAGCCGACCAAAAAGGCUCGCUUGUUGCUCCAGACAGACUGCGUUUUGAUUUUUCAAAUAAAGGAGCAAUGACUGUAGAUCAGGUACGGAAAACAGAGGAGAUUGCCCGGGAAAUGGUCAAGUCAAACAAAGCAGUGUUUGCUAAAACAUCUCCAUUGUCAGUAGCCAAAAGUAUUCAGGGUUUGCGUGCAGUAUUUGGAGAGGUUUAUCCUGACCCAGUAAGAGUUGUAUCAGUUGGUAUUCCUGUGGAGACUUUAGAGGCUGAUCCACAAAGUCCUGCUGGUAGUGUAACCAGCAUUGAGUUCUGUGGUGGUACACAUCUCCAACACACAGGACAUGCUGGGGACUUUGUUAUUGUCAGUGAAGAAGCUAUUGCUAAAGGAAUUAGACGUAUUGUUGCUUUUACUGGUCCUGAAGCUGUUAAAGCACUAAACAAGGCUUCACACUUAGAAAAUGAGGUUAACAAACUGAAAAAGAAAAUUGAAAGCAAUAAUCUCCCCUUCAAGAAAGUGGUUCAGUUACUUACUGAAAUGUUGACAGACAUUAACCAUGCACAAAUCCAACACUGGCGUAAAGAGGAGCUGCGUAAGGCAGUAGAAGGCAUUAAGAAAAUUCAAGGAGAUGCUGACCGUGCUCGGAAAAAUGCCAUAUCAAAAGAAGCCAUUCAGAUCACUAAGAACCUGUUGGCAGCAAAUAGCAAUAUUCCUUAUCUGGUGUCAGAAUUAAAUGCAUUUGCUCAGAAUAAGGUUAUUAAUGAUGCUCUUAAAGAAGUAAAGAAUGGGCCUCCUACUAUGUUUAUCAGUGCAGAUGAAGACACAAAUAAGAUUUUGGCAAUGGCCACUGUUCCAGAUGAUGCUGUUGCCAAAGGUUUAAAAGCUGAUGAAUGGGUCAAGAAUCUCAUGGUGCUUAUGAAUGGUAAAGGUGGCGGGAAACCUGGAUCAGCCCAGGUAAGUGGGACCAAUGUCAAAGCUGUUAAAGAAGCUUUGAGAUUAUCUGAGGUCUUUGCUCAAGAGAAACUUGGUUGUGGUCCUGUAGUUUUAAAUCCUCCCCAGGCUGUUAGUACAUCUGCCAAAGCUAAGAGUGAGCCUCAGCCCAAAGCAGAGAAGAAGGAUAAAAGUAAAGGUAGUCAGAAUACUUCACCCAAAUCAUCACCUGAUAGCAUUAUACUCCAUACAUACCCUAAUAACAUAUGUGCAUACCCAGUAUUUAUUGCUGCCAAGUAUUCUGGGAAGAGCGUCGCUUUAGCCCCAGGAUUUGUUGCUGGUACGACAAAUAUUAGUGAAAAUUUUGUAUCUAAAUUUGGUAGAGGGUCAUUACUAGGUUUAGAAACUCCAGAUGGACCUUUGACUGGAAGUGUUGGAGCAGCAUGGUAUCUAGCUCCAGAUUCAUUGAAAGGUGGUAGUUCACAACAUCAAGGUGAGGUUUUGAGCUGGAUGAUGAGUGCCGAUUCAGAGUUCUUGCCUGUUGUCUGUUCAGCUAUGGGGGCUAAGUCAAAAUCUAAGAAUGAUAAUGGUGCAUUUAAUGCUGCAAUGAAAAUGCUGCAGAAAUUAAAUACUUACUUGCUUGACCACACUUAUUUAGUAGGAGAAAGGCUGUCUCUUGCUGAUAUAAGUGUAUUUACCUCAUUAAUGGUAGCUUUCCGUGAAGGACUUGAUGAUGCUGCUAGAAAGAAGUUACCAUGUUUGACACGUUGGUUUAAUACAGUCCUUCAUCAACCUAAUGUUUUGGAAGUUGUGGGCACUUUUAAAAUGAAGUGAAUGUAGAGCUGUAUUUUAUAAUGUCAUAUAAGUAAAUAUAUUUCCAUACAUACAUAUUUUAAUUAGAACUGAAGGCCAAUGUUAUUUAUCAGUAACUCUCCCUGCGCUCCUCUCAAGUGGAUGCAGGGAUGGUUUGGUACCUAAUUAUGGAUAAGGUUUGGUAAUUAUGAGUUCAUAGAUAAUUUAAUUUUUAUAUUGAAUUAUUGCUAAAUUUAUUUGAAUUUUUUUUGUCAAGUGUGCUCAAAUUACAGUGUUUGGCCAUUUAUAUUUGAUGUUCAUAUGUGAUAAAAGAAUUGAAACUUACUUUUAUGUGGGUAUGUAAGUUUGUUAUUUUAUAGAUGUCAAACAAAGAUCUUAUAAUGGAAAAGGAUGUGCAAGCAUUACCAAGAUGCCAUUCGGUGACCAAUGGUCAUACCUUGUGUGGUAUGCAACCAACCCCUUAAUGUAGGGAUAACUGUGGGAAAGAAGGGGUCGUACCUAGUCCCUGAGGGAGUAAAAGCUUCACAGGAGAAUCAUUCAGUAGUUAAUUAUGUGUAGCAAUUGUAUAGUAUCCAGAUCUUUGGGAAAAAUUCACAUAAAUAAUGUGGUACAUAAUAUAGAGAAAAAUGCAGUAAAAAGCAAUACAGGUUUUUAUUUCUCCAUCCUUUAGUACUGAAUCCUUCCAUUUAUAUUGAAGCCAUUUAAAACCAACAUGGUGCGAAAUACUUGCUGUGUAAAAAUAUGCUGCACAUUUUCAUCAAAGUUUCAAUACCUGAAACUAUAUUUUCAUUUUGCCCUGAAAAAUUAAGCAAUUUACUGUAUAUCAAAACUAAAGAAAUUACACAGUGAAAACCAUAAUAUUGGCAGACAUCUGUGGUCACAGCGACAAUCAUCGUCAUUAGCUGAUGUUAUUUGAGUUUUAAUCAUUUAAUCUAAGGAAAAUGACCAAGCCAAGCAUCUUCUUUUAUAAGAUCUUUAAUGUUGAAAUAAACUAGAGUAUCUUAAAUGGUGAAGAGUAUUUAUUUGAUCCAAAGGUUUUCUGUGGAUUUUAAUUAUAAGGUUCUUAAGUGCUUAUUUACUUAUUUCAAGGAGAACCAGUUUGGUUAUGAAAUUGUUAGCCAUUCAGUAAAGAUGAUGUACAAUUGUGUGAUUGGAUAGUUCUUUAAUUAUUUAAAGUUUUGAGGUCAGUUCAUACUGCAAGUGCAUAUAGAGGUCUUCAGUACCCUAUGCCAGUCUGCUAUUAUAAUUUUAGUAUUUGCAAAGCCUUAAUAAUUGUUUGAUACCUCUUGUUACACUUUUUAAUAAAAAAAAAUUACGAA